CCGGGAUGAGGCUGUGAGGAGACGCUGCGCCCAGCACUCGGUGAGAGCCCAGCGGCAUGGGGGAGCCCGUGAUGGUACCAGCCCGGGAGCCCUGCCGCGCAGGUGCUGUUCUUUCUUUGGUUUGCCGUGACUCUUAUGAAGCAUGGUGCCAGAUCAUCAAUGUGUCAGAAACACAGGCCCCUUUCUUUACCUAUCCAGUCAACCAUUCCAAUGAAACAAACCUGAGUGUUUCCACAUCUGCGGGAAGCAAAUAUAGGCUCUAUGUGGGUGUGGCCCUGGCAAUAAGUUCCAGUAUUUUUGUUGGCUCCAGCUUUAUACUGAAAAAGAAGGGCCUUCUGCAACUGGCUGACAAGGGAGUCACCAGAGCUGGACAGGGUGGAUAUUCUUACUUGAAGGAAUGGCUCUGGUGGGCAGGAUUACUUUCAAUGGGAGUAGGGGAGGCUGCCAACUUUGCUGCCUAUGCCUUUGCGCCUGCAACCUUGGUUACCCCAUUGGGUGCACUGAGUGUUCUUAUAAGUGCAAUAUUGUCUUCCUAUUUUUUAAAUGAAAAGCUGAAUGUUCAUGGGAAAUUGGGCUGCAUAUUGAGCAUUUUGGGGUCAACAGUGAUGGUUAUUCAUGCCCCUGAAGAAGAGGAGGUCACUUCUUUAGAUGAAAUGGAAAUAAAACUGAAAGAUCCAGUGUUUAUUGCAUUUGCUGUGGUUAUAACUGUGGUCUCCCUGGUGCUGAUCUUUGUUGUGGCUCCAAGGAAAGGUCAGACGAAUAUACUGGUCUACAUAUCAAUUUGUUCAGUGAUUGGUGCCUUCUCUGUAUCAUCUGUCAAGGGCCUCGGCAUUGCCAUUAAAGAAAUACUGGAGCAGAAGCCAGUUUACCAACAUCCGCUGGUUUAUAUUUUGGUGGGGACUUUAGUGCUGUCAGUCAGCACUCAGAUCAACUAUCUUAACAAAGCAUUGGACAUGUUUAAUACAUCUCUCGUGACACCUAUUUAUUAUGUGUGUUUCACUACUACAGUUGUUACAUGUUCCAUCAUCCUGUUUAAAGAAUGGAAUAGCAUGGACCUGGGUGAUAUCAUUGGCAGCCUCAGUGGAUUCUUCACCAUAAUCAUAGGCAUUUUUCUUUUGCAUGCUUUUAAAAGUACUAAUAUCACCCUGAAGCAAUUGACAUCCACAGCUAUAAAAGAACCCUCAUUGCCUCUGCAUGGAUAUGAUGCUCAUCAUUCUUUAUUGGAGAACAUGGAGAGCCCAACCUUGGCAUAUGAGGAGGACAAUCCUUUGUUCAGACGAGGAAAUGCACAGGGAGCUAUUUGCCAUUAAAAUUUUGAAAUGCAAACUAGAUCCACCUAUAUCAAUCAGAACUGGCUUUGCUUUUUUCCUGGGGGGAGGGGGAAACAUUUAUGAAGUGAGAUAAAUGUUGGCAACAACACAGUGUGCUUGGAGAAAUAGCUAAGUCACUGUGAUGUUAGUUAUUGGUUACAUACAACAGUUUUCCAUUCAACGCCACGAAUAGAAACCUGGCAUUAAGACUAUUUUUCAUUGCCCAUAUUUCUGACAGUAUAUGAGUUUCCUCAGUCUACUUAUUGUGGUUUUGUCAAUUGAAAUACUUUAUUUUUUGGCUGAAGAAUUGCAAUAUGUGCAAUAUAUAUUGAUAAAGUGCAAUUUUCCUUCAUGAUAUGGGGUAGUAAACAUUUAUUAAGUGACAGGCACUUUAUAAGUAUUUUAAUAAAGGCAUUACUAGAAGAAUAUGAUGACCAUUUAAAAGAUUGAAAUGCUUAAUAUAUUGUCAAGGUUAAUGCAAAUAUAACAUUCAACUUUGAAGGCUAUCAAUUAGCAGAUGUCCUGAAGAAAACACAGCCUUCUCCCAUUAACAGUUCUAUACGAAAACGUAAUUUGUUUAAAUGAGAACUUCAUUUGUCAGUAUUGAGCCCAGUACAGAUAUUUUGAAACUUAUAAAAAGCAUACUUUUGUAGCAGUUUUCUGAUAUCUUGUCUCUUCAAGAUUUUUCUUUUUUCCUUUGUUAGUUCCUGUUUCUUGAUGUUAAAGUCCAGUUCUUCUGAGUCUGGAUGUUUUUCUAUAUAAAAGCUAUUCAUGGAGUUUUAAACUAUUUCUAAUGCACUAUAGUGCUGACUGUGUAUUAGGCAAAGGGAAUACUAUAAUUUACCUUUACUGUAUUGAGUGAUCAAGAAGCAUCAAAUCAUUGCAUUAAGUGAUUUGUCUAGCCCUUAUUUUCUACAGCUACUUACUAUUUGCCUCACAAAUGUGUUAACUUCUUCAAAACUGUGUCUUGAUGGCCUAUUGCCUAUGUUGUGAGAACCUCUAGGUCACAGUGUUGACCAUGAAACCUAUAAAAGACAGCUAAUCUAUGCACAGAUGCUAUUUUAUUGCACAAUUUCUAUUUAACUUAUUUGACACCUCUUUUCCUGCCAUAUUUUGAGCCAUUAAGUGACUUCAGCUGUCAAAUAUGUAGGUCCAAUAGACUAAUAUGGUCAAGUCCUAUAGCUUCUCCUCAGCACAGCAUCACUGCACAGCACGGCUCUCUUACUGAAUUCCGAGCCUCUUCAGCAGGAGGUGAUUUUAGGACUUAAUCAAUUCAUGUUCCUGGCUCAAAAGGGAUGUGCCAAACAUGACUGUGUGUAACAAGGAAACACAAAUCUUUUGCAAUUUAGAGAAUGAAAUGUUGCUCUUUCUAUUUUUAUACAGUAAGCCAGUGCUGUGAAGUGCACUUUAGUUUAGAUGCAUAAGAAAGUUGCUUUACUAACUUUGAAGAGUUCCUGACAAGAGGAAAAUGGACUGCAAUGUUUCACAAGUAUUUGUAUAUCUGCAUAACUUAUAAGGUUGUGUAUUUUAUUUAUUUUUUCAUUUAUUCUUAAUGUGUCUUAUUUGCUAAUGAUGCUCAUUUCCCCUUAUUAUAACAAUGUUUUGGAAACCACCAAAAACCAGACUAAUAAUGGUGUUCAGAACACUAGUUUAAAACCAUUUUAAUCCCAAGUUUUAAACUAAAUAUACCUUUUAGCUAUAUGUGAGUAGUUGGCACACAUUGACACAAACUCUAUCAGUUAUAGCAAUCAUUUGCAGAUUGCCUUUAAACCAUCCUCCUGUGAGAUGCUGGUUUGACUGAAGUGGUUUGUCUAGCUGUACUCCUCAGUAAGGUAAAUACAGUAUUACAGGAAAUGUUGCUAUCAUAAGAUCCUUUCUUGAUUAAGAGUUCAAGAGCAUAGACUGUUAUGACUUCUUUUGAGAAGCAUAUGGAAUAAUGCUGGAAUAGUUGCAGCAAUGUUGCAUGCAACAGGAAGAGACUUACAAAAAUUCUUCUCACUUUUUAAAUACGAGUGCUUCAUAUAGCUUUAGAUGUUCUUCGGACAUUCCCAAUAAUUAGCUGUACAGGGACUAUUUGGGGUUUUAUUAGUCAGGUGUGUAAGAUCAAAUUGUUCAGCACAAAAAGUGGGUAAUAUAUGUUACUGUAAAUUUACACCAUUAACUUUAGAGAGUUUGGCCUUUUAAUAAAAACUUGAUUGCUUCUCAGUGGAAAUUAAUUAUGCUGGUUACAGUGUAACGUUUAGGACAAAGUUGUAUUUUUUUUUUUUAAGGAAGUCUAUUGGCAUGUUGCUUGCCUAUGUUUUCAUGUAUAACUGUCAGAGUAGUAGGUACAAAUGGUUAUUUGCAUGAACAAAUGCCCAGUUAGAUAUGUCUGUAUAUGUAUUACUAUUUUUUAAAUGAACUCAUACUUGUACAUUUUUGCAUAUGCACAUGGGCUACCUAUUUUUAAACCUGGCUCUGACAAAAUCUGCUUGGUUGUAAUAAGCAUGAAAGAAGUCUUUCCUGAUGAGCUUCUUAGUUUAUAUUCAUACAAAGUUAACUUCCAUAAAGAAAAAUGGACGUAAAACUUGUUUUUCCUAAAGUAUCAAAACCCCAUAGUUAAUGCUUAUUUUCAUUAUGUCCAAGAACACUCUAGAA
This is a messenger RNA of Trachemys scripta elegans, 3947 nucleotides long. It is a transcript of the gene NIPAL1, whose product is annotated as NIPA like domain containing 1. The coding region runs from base 57 to 1310 and encodes 417 amino acids. The transcript has 6 exons. NCBI's taxonomy places the organism in Eukaryota, Metazoa, Chordata, Testudines, Emydidae. Gene Ontology annotation, biological process: magnesium ion transport. The record is from RefSeq and is a predicted model, not a curated record. Gene Ontology annotation, molecular function: magnesium ion transmembrane transporter activity. Gene Ontology annotation, cellular component: membrane.